GAAAAAGAGAAUUUAAGUGCUUUGCUUAAAAGAUGUAAUUAACAAGUAGUAGACUUUAGAGAGACAAAAGGCCAUCAGUAUAAUGACAAAACUGUAACUCUUCGAUUGAUUCCCCAAAGUCAACGACUUCAUUCUUGUUCUUGUAAUAAAUUUUUAUCCGACUCGGAAAAAGAACCUGGAAGAGCACAAAAUCAGAUUGUAUUUCAUGAAUCCUGAUCGGAAACGACGGAUAGUAACGUAUCAAGGUUCCUUUGAGCCUGAUACGGUGCGUUUUAACCCAACCACACCCGUUUGAGCCGUUCAUCAUCCAAAUCUCCAUGUUUGGUUCAAGUGAGUUGUAGUUUAUUACAAAGAGUUUCCCUCUGAUGCCACAUAAGCUAAAGUCGUGAUUAGGAUUAUCUUCAAAACAUGGUGGUGGAGGCAGAACAUAGAACUUCUCUCGUUCUAGAGAGAAAGACACGAUCUUUGGAACAUCUUUUGUUGUCCAGUAUACGAAUCCAUCAGCUUGAACUGGAGGAUAUGGUUGUAGAAGAUUGGGUAAUAAGGAAGGAAAAAUCUGAUGAUUUUGUAUUGGUCAAAGAGAAAGUGUUCCUUGUCAGACACGAAACAGAGAAGCUGAUGGUUAGAAGAGAAAACUCUGACUCUGUCUCCAAGGAAGCGUUUUGUGAUGGUUUUCUGUGUUUGGUCAUGGUUGGGUUUGGUGAAGAGGAAGAGUUUGAGCUCUACGGUGAGGGAUGA
This is a messenger RNA of Thlaspi arvense, 738 nucleotides long. Lineage: Eukaryota; Viridiplantae; Streptophyta; Magnoliopsida; Brassicales; Brassicaceae. The record is from the annotation of a GenBank genome assembly.